Molecule: messenger RNA, 2961 nt
Organism: Saccostrea cuccullata (small rock oyster)
Lineage: Eukaryota; Metazoa; Mollusca; Bivalvia; Ostreida; Ostreidae
Product: phosphoglucomutase-1-like
Exons: 9
Coding region: 78-1751 (557 amino acids)
Biological process (GO): carbohydrate metabolic process
Cellular component (GO): cytosol
Molecular function (GO): magnesium ion binding; phosphoglucomutase activity
Source: RefSeq, a predicted model, not a curated record
AUGACUCAUUUCCUACAUGCGGCAGAGGUGACUGUCAAGGCCAGUUUCUCUGCUUUUGCACGUUAUACCUUGGAGCAAUGUCAUACUCAUCAACUACAGUGUCCACCUCCCCGUUUGAGGGUCAGAAGCCAGGGACAAGUGGACUGAGGAAGGCUGUGAAAGUGUACUUGCAGAAAAACUACACUGAAAAUUUUGUGCAAAGUACUUUGGAGGGAGGUCUUGGAAAAAUAGAAGGAUCUACAUUAGUAGUGGGAGGAGAUGGUCGUUACUUUGAAAAAGAGGCAGCAUCACUCAUUAUCAAAAUGUGUGCAGCUAAUGGGGUAUCCAAAGUAAUAGUGGCUCAGAAUGCCUUGAUGUCAACUCCAUCUGUGUCCUGCGUGAUUCGUAAAUAUAAAACUAAUGGAGGAAUUAUACUGACGGCCAGUCACAACCCAGGCGGCCCUGAUGCCGAUUUUGGUAUUAAAUAUAACACAGAAAAUGGAGGUCCUGCUCCAGAAAAUGUCACCAAUAAAAUAUUUGAAAGAACAAAGAGCAUAAGUCAAUACAAAAUCUGCCCUGAUCUAAAUGUUGACCUAUCCAAAACUGGCCAAUCAACAUACACAGUUGAUGGAAGAGAAUUCACAGUUCAGAUAAUAGACUCAGUGUGCGAUUAUGUGGAAUACAUGAAGGAGAUAUUUGACUUUCCAUUAUUGAAAAGUUAUCUUUCCUCAGGAAAACAAGUUCUUAUUGAUUCCAUGAAUGGAGUUAUGGGUCCAUAUGCUAAGAAAGUAUUUUGUGAAGAGCUUGGAGCCCCAGAAUCAAGUGUUGUCAACUGUGUACCCCUAGAAGACUUUGGGGGAAAACACCCCGACCCUAACCUGACCUAUGCUGCAGAUUUAGUGGCAGAAAUGGCCAAAGGGAAACAUGACUUUGGUGCUGCAUUUGAUGGAGAUGGGGACAGAAACAUGAUUUUGGGAAAGAAUGCCUUCUUUGUGACCCCGUCAGAUUCCUUGGCUGUUUUGGCCCACUAUCUGGAAUGCAUCCCAUAUUUCAAAAAGACAGGGGUCAAAGGUUACGCCCGAAGUAUGCCAACAAGUGGAGCAGUCGACAGAGUUGCUAAAGCCAAAAAGCAGACCUGUUUUGAGGUCCCUACUGGAUGGAAAUUUUUCGGCAAUUUGAUGGAUGCUGGACGCUUGUCCCUUUGUGGGGAGGAAAGCUUUGGUACGGGGUCAGACCACAUUCGAGAGAAAGAUGGACUCUGGGCAGUUCUGGCCUGGUUAUCUGUCCUAGCCAAUCAGAACUGCAGUGUGGAACAGUGUAUAAAGAAUCACUGGCAGACUUAUGGGAGGAAUUUUUAUACAAGAUAUGACUAUGAGAACUGUGAAUCUGAUCCAGCCAAUAAAAUGAUGGCAAAUUUAAAUUUGUACGUUGCUGAUCAAUCAAAUAUCGGAAAGGUAUUCAGUUCCGGGGACAAAUCCUACACGCUAGCCAAGGCAGACAACUUCUCCUACACCGACCCUGUAGACAACUCUGUCAGUAAGAAUCAGGGUAUUCGUUUGAUCUUUUCCGAUGACUCCCGCAUCAUUUUCCGCCUCAGUGGGACAGGAAGCAGUGGAGCCACCAUUCGGCUGUAUCUGGAGGGGUACGAGAGUGAUGCAGCUAAAUACGAAAUGGAUCCACAGGUUGUAUUGCGUCCACUGAUUGAAAUUGCACUAGAUGUAUCCCAGCUUCCCCAGUUGACAGGGAGAGAUGCACCCACAGUCAUCACGUAGACGUGUUCAACACACAAGUCUUAAUUAAACGACAUUUUAAAUUAGCUUUACUUUAUUCUAAAAUAAGGCUUGUAAUACUUUGAUGAACACAUACUGUAAUCAUUUUGCAUAAUACAUGCAUAUUUUUGUAUAUUUAUUAGUGCAUUUUUAAAAUCUUUAUCUAGCUUUGUUUAUAUGUUAAACAAAACCCUAAAAAGCCAUAAUUUAUGUGUUACAAUUAUUCUUUAACUUUAAUUCAAUAUUUUUAUUGAACUCAGCAUGUUUUAUUAAUGUGUGUAAAAUACUUUUUUUAUUUUAAUUUUGAUUUGAAUGAUUGUGUACUUUACUGUUCAUUUACAUAUAAAAUGGAGCUCCUCAGGUUUGUUGAUGAUAAGGGUACAAAAACAAACUUGACCUCAGUUUUCUAUGUCAAGUCACCACGGGUCAAGUAUUGCCACACAGAUAUCCACUGAAUAACAAUUCAGAUUUGUUUAUCAAGGUUAUCGCAUGUUCAGAUUUUGUAAGAGCUGUAUAUAAUACUGUGAUGAGGUCCUUGGAUUUUUGCCAUCUUUCUAUGUUGACAUAAUUUCAUUUACUUUAAACAAGUGUGUUGACAAAAAUAGGUUAAGUACAGAUUAACCAGAUAAUGGGGAGAGGAGUCAGGUGCUAUGAUUGGGGGGUCUUAGAUCAUCUCCCCACCAUAAAUUGGGCUAUAGCAAUAGUAAAUGACGUAACCUCAUCAACAGUUAUUCUGCUUUUUUAUGUGGCUGAUGAAGAGAGCUGGUGUUUGGGUUUUUGUUUGAUUGAAGUCUGGCCACAUGAGGGGUGUAAAAUACUGACCAGCCAUGAGUGUUUGAUCUUCAGUUACCCAUCACCCAAGUGUGAAGUACAGUCAAAGAAAAUGUGUUAAUUAACUCCAAUAACUUCCUCUUUUAUGAAUGCCCUCUGAGAAAGUUGUUUAGAGUCCCAUGAAGAGUGGAAAAUUUUCUCGCCAAACAUACAAAGACUUUGAUACUGAGUGAUGUAGCCCCAGGAGUUUGUUAAGAUGGUUCAUUAGCACUAACUGUACCUCUCUUUUUGUAGUGUGGGCCCCAGGGAGGGAGUGCAUUGGAUGAUAGGAGUUACUGUGUGAAAAUAAUUAUCUAAUCACUUAUUUUUGCAUCAUUGGUGCUUUUGAUUUUAUUGUUAUGGCUUGUUAAUCAAUACUGUUGAAUAAAAGCAGAAUUGUGAA